CUGUUUUUCAUUUCAGCACUCGUUCUACGAUGUCUUGAUGCGCUUACAACGGAGGAGGACAUAUGUAAAGUUUUCGAAGAAACCGCUGAUGUAAAAGUUCGUCAGUGCCAUGUAAUGCGCGAUGAGGUCAUGCACGUCUCCCGAUGCUUUGCAUUUGCUGAGCUCCCAUCUGUUGCGGAUGCAUACAAAGUGAUGGAUAUUGUCACCAAGCAAUAUAAAUUGUUUGAGAUAGGAGGAAAGGCCGUCACAAUUUCCUAUGCGAAGAACACUUUCAACACUAUUAUGGCAACUUUAAAAACUGAAGGCUCCUUCAACGCUCAUCUAAACAGCAGUCGAAAUAUGGCAGCGGAUUUGGGUCAGAUUUCGAAGGGCAUGCAGUCGAACAACAACCCGGAGAAUAUGGCAAUCAAUGCCGUGGCUGCUUCGGCUCUUCUCAAUCAAAAUAUCCCAUCUGGGCCAGCGGUAGCACAUGCUGCGAUGCAACAAAAACAAACAGAGAAGCAAGUUUUAACUGCGAUAGCUAGAUCAAUGCUCUCUGCGAACGAACACUUGGCAGUUUCUGGUUGUGGUCCAACCACCGUCACCCCAAACACCCAGGUCCUUCCCCCGCCUGUAUUUCCGUUUAACGCAGCAACUGCGUCAACAACUGUUUACCCGGUUCCUGAUACAACAAAAUACAUUUACGACGAAUCCACUCGGUUCUACUACGAUCCAACUACAGGACUAUUAUAUGAGCCGAACUCAAAGUACUUUUAUGACCGGAACACUGUGCGUUACUAUUACUGGGAUCAGUCACGGAGUACUUAUUUUCCGGUACCUCAAAGUACAACAGAGCAAACAGUCACUCAAGAAUCGACCAGCUCAGCGAAUUCUGCCAGUCAGUCGAAUGCAGAACCCAAGGAACCAGUGGUUAGACCGUCGAAAGGAAAAUCCGCGCAACAGAUCGCGAAGGAAAUGGAGAAGUGGGCAAAACGAAUGAAUGCUCAUAAGAAAAACCUGUCAACUCCCGUUCAGCGCAGCGACUCUAACGCCGUAUGUAUAUGA
Echinostoma caproni is the source of this 1044-nucleotide messenger RNA. The record is from the annotation of a GenBank genome assembly. Lineage: Eukaryota; Metazoa; Platyhelminthes; Trematoda; Plagiorchiida; Echinostomatidae.